CGUAUUGUGCAAGUCGAUUUGAGAUACGGCUAACGAAUAUCACUCUUCGUUUUGGUGUUAUUGUCUAAAUUUUGUUCAUUUGUUUGAUUGAGUUUAACAUCAAAAGAAUCUUCAAAAACAAUGGGCAAUAAAAUCGCAACAUUUACCGAGCAACAGUUGGACGAUUAUCAAGAUUGUACUUUCUUUACGCGAAAAGAAAUAUUAAGAGUUUACAAACAUUUUCGCGAUUUACGGCCGGAUUUAGUGCCAAAGAAAAUGACUGAAGGUCAAGCAUCGAGCAUAAAGCUGUCGCAUCAAGACAUCACCGUUCUGGAAGAAUUACGUGAGAAUCCAUUCAGGCAACGAAUAUGCGAAGCAUUUUCUCGCGAUGGAAAGGGCAAUUUAACAUUCGAAGAUUUUUUGGAUUUGUUGUCCGUGUUCAGCGAACAUUGCCCUCGUGAUAUCAAAGUGUUUUAUGCGUUUAAAAUUUACGAUUAUGAUAAGGAUGGUUUCAUUGGACAAUCGGAUUUGAAAUCGGUCAUUGAAGCGUUGACACGAAAUGAAUUGUCGCCAGAAGAGCACCAACAAAUUGCCGAAAAAGUCAUCGAGGAGGCGGAUGUUGAUGGCGAUGGAAAGCUAUCAUUCUUAGAAUUUGAUCAUGUAGUCACCAGAGCACCAGACUUUUUAAACACAUUCCAUAUUCGACUCUAGACAUUUUUUUUGGUUGUUUGUUGUUCGUAGUUUGUGUGUGUGUGUUUGUGCUCUUUCACAUUCUUGUUUUUUUGUGACAUAGGGUCACAAUCUUAAUCAAUGUCGUUUUCGUUUAAGCUGAGCUCUUCACUCGGUGAGCACAUAUCAAAUAGCAUAAACCGAGCACAAAAUUCAGAAUAAUGAAUAAAAAAAAACAAAAUUUAUUCGAAGAAUUAGAGAUCUGUUCACCUGUUUACCUAUAUUUAUAUACAUUUAAGAUGGAAUAUUCGACCAAAAUGUGGGCUUCAGAUUGGCACGUGUCAAACGACACGGCUUUUUUAUGUAGCUAAAAAUAUCAUUUAAACCGAUUUAACAAUCUUUAUCCAAUUUGAUUGGCUCUUUAUGGUUUUUAAUGAAAUCUAGAACCAGAUUAAGAGAUGAAAAAAAAAAACAUUAUUUCAAAUUGAGGAAAAAGGACGAAAAACGUAAUACUUUGAGAGGAUUUUCAUCGCCAAAUAAUUCUGACAAUUGUUGCGAACAAUCGAUCAAUUUAAAUCAAUAUCAGUGAAUGCUAUUUGCAUAUUAAACAAAAUUACGAAUGAAAGAAUUCAUCACAUUUCACAUUUACUUUAAUAAACACGGACAAAUGGAAUGCAUUAGCAACAGGAGAAAAAAAAACGAAAAAAUAAAUAUCCUAAUAUAAACAAAAAUAUUUAUAAAAAAUACCCAACAAAAUACAAAUAAUCAACCAAUACUGUAUGUUUUUUUUUAUCUUGAUUAUAAUCUAUACGAAACAAAAUGCUACCGAAUCAAAAACAACAUUCAUUCACAUUGCCUGUAUCGAAGUGUAAAUGUUAAGUAAAAACAACGGAAACAAAUGUUAAGCAAAACAUUUGCUUCUGGAUUACAGUGGAUCAAAUCGUAGAUUAGUCACUAUUUACACGAAUCAACUUCGAUUAAAUACAUAAACAAUCGAUCAAUGAGAAAUCGGAUAUAUCGAUGAAACUUGCAUAUUUUUCCGGUACACAGCACACACGUAUAUAUAUGCAGCACAUGUGCACACAUUUCAUUUUCAAAUCUCGACAUUUCACAGAAUACAAGUGCUACAGAACAGAGACAAGUUUUACAGAAGACGGCAUUUUCCAUUCACAUCGAUCUCGUGAAAUUGACCCAUUUCCAACAGCGUUGCGUUAUUCCACCAGCAAAAUGAAAAAGGCAUCAAAUUCUGGUGAUUUGCUCGAACGAUUUGAACAACGAGCGAUUCAAAGUGUUAAUGCCGACUACAGUAGCAACGAGCUAUUUUUUGUCUACAAAAAUUUGUUUGAAACUCGAAAUGGAUCGAGCCCAAUUGGAAUUUUUGAGCAGCGUCACAGUUCGGGCAGUUCCGAAAGUUUAAAAAGAUCACCAAUAUCUAGCGAUUUAUCAAAAUAAAAUCGUUUUAUUUUUCUUUCGUUUGCUAUUAAACAUCUGUUUGGAAAAGUUUGUUGUCAGCACCUACUUUCUUAAUCUUGUGUUGUGAA
Messenger RNA from Contarinia nasturtii (swede midge), 2189 nucleotides. It is a transcript of the gene Cib2, whose product is annotated as calcium and integrin-binding family member 2. Gene Ontology annotation, molecular function: calcium ion binding. The record is from RefSeq and is a predicted model, not a curated record. NCBI's taxonomy places the organism in Eukaryota, Metazoa, Arthropoda, Insecta, Diptera, Cecidomyiidae. The coding region runs from base 121 to 690 and encodes 189 amino acids. The transcript is spliced from 6 exons.